Molecule: messenger RNA, 2029 nt
Organism: Halichondria panicea
Lineage: Eukaryota; Metazoa; Porifera; Demospongiae; Suberitida; Halichondriidae
Product: pre-mRNA-splicing factor RBM22-like
Exons: 10
Coding region: 524-1321 (265 amino acids)
Cellular component (GO): U2-type catalytic step 2 spliceosome; U2-type catalytic step 1 spliceosome; Prp19 complex
Molecular function (GO): U6 snRNA binding; metal ion binding; pre-mRNA binding
Source: RefSeq, a predicted model, not a curated record
ACGAUCGCUUUCGAGUGUGUGUGGUAAAGAUCAUCACAACUCUGGAACAGCUUUCUCCAUGUUUUGUUAGUAAUCUGUAUGACGACCAUAACCCUCUCAGGCUUCUCACCCACGUGGACAAGGAAUGACAGUCAGCUAGCUCACAAGCGAGCUGGGACUCGCAAGAAACUCUUGAGGGUGGAGUAUAGCGGGGCAAGAGUGAGGUGGUGUUGGUCUAGCCGUACUGAGGAACACACUAUGGAGCAGAUACCCAGCAUUUCAAAUGCCCAGACUAGACGAAGCGAAAAGAAACGCCUUGAACGAAGGAAUGACAACUGGCUGGAGGACAAAGGCUUGGGCAAGAAGUAUGGUUGUUGCAAAGUUCAAAGGUCGUCCUGUGGACUUCAGACAACAGUGGAGAGGGCUAUAUGGUUCGUAUCAGCGGUGGCAAUGACAAGCAGGGCUUCCCCAUGAAGCAAGGUGUCCUCACUAAUUGCCGUGUUAAGCUCCUCCUCAAGAAGGGGCACAGUUGUUACAGACCCAGAUGCACUGGAGAGAGGAAACGCAAGGAUACAAUAGGGAUAUAGGGACGCUGAGCAACUUGCCCCAUAUCUGUGCCCGGCCCUACACUGUGUUCCGAUGGUGUCCUGGUGCUAAGAUGCGCUACAAGAGAACAGAGGUCUGCCAAUCAUGUGCCCAACUCAAGAACGUCUGUCAAACCUGUCUCCUUGACCUCGAGUAUGGCCUCCCUGUACAGGCUAGGGACAGUGUUCUCAAUGUCACAGACACUCUCCCCAAGAGUGACGUAGGCAGAGAAUAUUAUCUGCAGAAUAUGGAACAAAAGAUUGCUGAGAGUGGGCGGACAGAGCCAGGGGGUGGUGAGGGGAAAGCCUCUAAUGAUCUGCUGCUCAAGAUGUCGCGUACUAGACCAUACUACAUGUACAAACGCAACAGACCUCACAUUUGCUCAUUCUGGGUCAAGGGAGAGUGCAGUCGUGGAGAGGAGUGUCCCUACAGGCACGAGAUGCCGACAGAUCCAAAUGACCCACUGUCCAAUCAGAAGAUCAAGGAUCGUUACCAUGGCGUGAAUGACCCAGUGGCUGAGAAGCUUCUCUCCAGUGCCCAGGACCUGCCCACUUUGUCACCACCUGACGAUAAGACAGUCACCAGUCUCUAUAUAGGAGGAAUUGAUGAGUCAUUCAACCAAUCAGAUCUCAGGGACCAGUUUUAUGUAUUUGGAGAGAUCAUGUCUAUUCACAUGGUGACCAAGUCUCGUUAUGCCUUUGUCACAUUCUCCACUAGAGCAGCCGCAGAGAAAGCUGCUGACUCAACAUUAUUUUAAUAAACUCAUUGUUAAAGGAACUGGCUGGUGUUGCUGCUAAGGAGACUAGUGAUGAUCUACUACCAGCCCCCAGACCAACACCAAACUGUCCAAGCACAGGACCAGCUGCUAAUCGAUCCACUCUCCAAGAUCUAGUGAGCAGAUACAGUCUGACUGACAAGCAGCUCAAUAGUGAAAUAGGGGACUCAGAUAUUCUCUACGUGGCCGAAUAUUUCGACGAGUCGAAAAUCUAUGCGAAUGCAAUGGGACUAACUCCUGCAGAACAGGCCGAUGUGAAUGAGUUGUACCAUAAAAAUGGAACUCAAGUAGCCAUGACUGAAUGCUUGAUUAUCUGGAAAAGACACAAUCCUUACGCAGCAACUUACAAAGCUGUACUGGAGUUGUUACUGAGACUGAGAAAAGACAAGAUAGCUGAUGAUAUCUGUCAGCACUUGACUCAAUGAGGUGUCACUGUCUGUCAUGUGGAGAUUACAUUGGUGUACAGGAAUGUUAACACUAGCUUGCUCAAUAGUAUUACUACUCACCUUAUUACUCACAAUUUAGUUUGUUAGUAGCUUCAUUAAUUAAUAAAUUAUUGUGUAAUAAUUAUAAUACGUUAAAGUUUUACCAUCCAAGAAUAUAAUUUUUUUAUUCUGUUUCUAUAAUUAUGCACUAUAUUUUUGUAGUUGUUUUAUUAACUUAUUAUUGACAUUAUAAUUAUACAGUAGA